Messenger RNA from Leptopilina boulardi, 1601 nucleotides. It is a transcript of the gene Gip, whose product is annotated as putative hydroxypyruvate isomerase. Gene Ontology annotation, molecular function: hydroxypyruvate isomerase activity. Bases 140 to 1225 code for a protein of 361 amino acids. The transcript is spliced from 6 exons. Gene Ontology annotation, biological process: glyoxylate metabolic process. The record is from RefSeq and is a predicted model, not a curated record. Lineage: Eukaryota; Metazoa; Arthropoda; Insecta; Hymenoptera; Figitidae.
CGCGCAAGAAUUUAUUUAUAUAAAUAAAUUUUCCCUGCGGUAUUAUUUUGAUGUAUGUUUUUAAUUAAAUUUUGUGAAAUUAUUAUUUAUUUAUUUAUAUGUGUAUUAUUAUAAAGUGAAUGAUUUUAGUUUGAUAAAUAUGAGCUUUGAGGAAUUUAAACAAGAAAUUGAAAUCGGAAGUAGGGAUUGUAGAAAAAAAGGAACAAUAAUAAGAAGUAAAGAACGUGAAGUUAUUAAAUCAAUUAUUGAAAUUUGUGAUCAAGAGGCAAAACAAAAGUCUUUAUAUUUUCCAUUACGACAAGCAACAAAACGUGCUGCACAAUAUGCAAAAGUAUCGGAAAGAACAGUGAAAAGAAUUCGCGAACAGGUUAAGUGGGGUGUUGAAUUUAAUGAUGAUGAUUGUCCUUCAGGUUUAACGAAAAUAAAAAGAGGCAAAAUGAGCUUAAAAUUCGCUUGUAAUUUAUCGUUCAUGUUUCCUGAAUGUGCAUCAUUUAUUGGAAGAUAUCAACUCGCAAAAAAAGUUGGUUUCAAAGCUGUUGAAAGUGGUUUUCCAUUGGGAUAUUCCGUUGAACAGGUUGUUGAAGCAAAAACAAAAGCAGACGUUCAACAAGUGUUAAUUAACGUUUUUACAGGAGACGUAACAAAAGGUGAUCUUGGAUUUGCCGCCGUUCCUGGAGAGGAACAAAAUUUUCAAAACAGUAUUGAACUUACCAUUGAAUAUGCAAAGGCUCUGGAUUGUAGAAAGAUUCACGUAAUGUCAGGAAAAGUGGAAAUAUUAACAAAAGGCAAUGAUGAAGCUUAUGAAAAUAAUCUUAGGUACGCUGUAAAAAGAUUUGAGGAGGAAAAUAUUGUGGGUUUAAUUGAACCAAUAAAUUCCCAAACUGUACCAAAUUAUUAUAUGAACAGUUUUGAUAAAGGAUUAUCAAUCGUUAAAAAAAUAAACAGUCCAAAUUUACGAUUAAUGUUGGAUAUUUUUCAUUUGCAACAAAUUUGUGGAAAUCUCACAUAUUCGAUACGUGAAUAUUUACCAUACGUUGGACAUGUACAAAUUGCACAAGUACCCGAUCGAAAUGAACCAGAUACACCCGGCGAAAUAGAUUAUCAAUAUGUACUAUCUCUAUUGGAAAAAGAAGGAUAUGAGGAUUAUGUUGGUUUAGAAUAUAAACCAAAAACAAGUACAUUUGAGGGAAUAAAAUGGAUAAGACGAUUUGGAUUUUCAUUUUAAAAAAUAUUGCUGUAUUUUCCAUUUUUUUGUUGUUUUUUUAUAUAUAUAUUUUGUAAAGAAGUGAUGUUCUCGUGUGAUAUUUAAAAUGGAUAAAAAAUAAUUAAAUUUCAAAAUAAAAAAUAUACAAUUGUCUUGCAAAAAAAAAUAUCCAAAAAAAAAAGAAAUUGUUUUUAAAAAUAAAAAAAAAAUAUUGUUUCCUUCUAAAUUCACACUUCACUGUUAAAAUACGCAAUUUUAUUUUUUAAAAAAAAAUUGUAAUUUCAAUGUGUGCACUAAUUUUAUCACGACAGUGAAUUGUCUCGCGAUAAUUUUUUUUUUAAUAUUAAUUAACUUAAGAAUUGUUUUUAAUUAAUAAAAAAAAAUUUGAUUUUAUAAA